Molecule: messenger RNA, 1134 nt
Organism: Benincasa hispida (wax gourd)
Lineage: Eukaryota; Viridiplantae; Streptophyta; Magnoliopsida; Cucurbitales; Cucurbitaceae
Source: RefSeq, a predicted model, not a curated record
AUGGCUAAAGAGAGACUAGACGAUUGUGGAGUGAUACUACAUGAUAGUCACUCAAUCUCUGAGUUCGUGGUCGUUAUGAUCGUGUUGUGUUGCGGUCGAAUUGUUCGAGCAUUCUUAAUUGCAGUCUUGCUGAUUGUUCGAGCGUUCAUGAUCAAGGGUGUUGAUGAUGAGUCUGCAAAGUUUUUUGCAAACAAUCGAAGGAGACGAGCGAAGAAUUGGUUUAUCGGAGUUGCAGAGCAGCACGGCAAAGCUCGCGACGCUCAGAAUGAGCAGAAAGCAGGGCCCUCCCAAGCACCAAAACAGAUACGCUUGGAAACCCAACGCCGGCCAGAAAAUCAACGAAACGUACAGGAGGUUGGAGGUAGGUUCCGCCCCUAUUCUGAUAUCACCGGAGUUUGUCUCCGCUGCAAGGACCAAAUUGAUUGGAAACGCCGUUACGGCAAGUAUAAACCCCUUUCUGAACCUGCCAAAUGUCAACUGUGUUCGAAGCGGAAUGUUCGUCAAGCCUAUCAUAAUCUCUGUCCCGGUUGUGCCAAGGAGCAAGGUGUAUGUGCAAAGUGUCGGUGUCGGGUAGAUCAAACUGUUGGAAGGGAUUUGUCUGAAGUGGAGGCUGAGCAAAAGACGCUUCAAGAGGCCAUAAAGAAUGCUCGAGAAAGGGAUCGCAGGACUCUAUUACGUGCUAUGGAGAAAGGGAAAAGUAAGAGUUCAAAUGAAAACAAAUCAUCAGUUAAAGAAGAAACCAAGGUUGGGGAUUCAAUUCCUUCAUCAACAGAAGAGCAAGCUGAAUCAGGUAAAAAUGAGGAUGACAACGAAAUUACCGAUGGCACAGAUGACGAUAAUUACGAAGACGAAGAGGAAUUUGAAAAUGAAGAAAAUGAUGAAGAUGAAGAUUAGAAAGAAUAGUAAAUUAAUCCUCGUUAGGGGCAUGUUUUUCACAAGUUGAUUAUGUUUUUCACAAGUUGAUCUGCACGAGUCGUAUGAGGAUGACCAAUUGACCAUAGAAGUUGUAACACUAUUUUCUUCUCGAGAGGUUAAAUUUUGAUGAGUUCAUUUGUUUAGUUCUUAAGGGGUGCUUCAAUUACUGUGUAAUAGAAAUUUAGUUAAUUUAGUUAAAAUAUCAUUUUGGUUCUUACA